CCUCCCUACACAGACAUCAAGUUGCUUAUUUCUUACCUUUUCACGUUCACCGCAAAUAAAUUCCACACCACUCGUCUGCUUCCUUUACCGCCAGCCGCGCCAUGACUCUUGUUAUCUUGCCUUCUCCCUGUUCUGGUAUUUUUUUUUUCCCAACACUUGCCCGAACAUUCGCGAGGUUAAUUUAUUUUCAGAUUUUCUGUGGUGAAGCAGGCUGGCACGUAUCGUCUUUUUUUUUUUUUUUUUGACAUAAUCUUUCACUUUCCCUAAUAAAAAAGCGUCCGGUAUACGGCCCGGUACCGUGUGCAUCGCUGUGGGCCCUUCAUACCAAGAGAAAUAGCCUGGGCCCCCCAUUCCACCAAACAAAGGCUAUCUUCGGCCGACUGUUGGCUUCCGUCGCCAGCGGCGGCAUCUGCAAUCGCGAGGCACGUCGCUCGACAUGCAAACGCGUUGAUCUCUUUUCCUCCGAUCCCUUGCCGAAACUCCUCCUUUGCUUUUGCAGUCUUGACUCAGCUCGCUCCCAAACUUCUUUUUUUACAUCGGCAAAAAGGGCGAAGCCUGCGAGCAAGGGUGACAGCUCUCACCACCAACGUGAAGCCUUGAGGUUCCGCUCAGAACACUGCCGCCUCGCAGCACCCCAUCCUCUCAUCCCCCCACCCUCUUAGCAGGCAGAGCACAUCCGGAGAACGAACGAACCAACAACAACAACUUGAACAACCUGCGCGCAGCCGGCGCGCGCUGUACGUCCACGUGCGCCGCGUAAACAAGCGCCGACUCUUCAGGAGGCGCCCACUCCCCCGAAAAAAAGAAAAAAGAAAAACUCUCGCUGACGAUACUCGCCGCCUCUCGCGCGCACCGCGUCGCUCGCCGAAGUGCGCCCGCGAGAAGUCCCGCACGGCGAGCGGCCGCAAGUGGCGUCGCGUCGUGCUGCGCGAAGUCCUACCGGCUGUGGCCCCCCAUCGAGCGGUCGGCUGCACGGGCCGUCGCAUUCAGAUUCCCGACUCGCGCUCUCCUCGCGCGCCGUUCCCAGCCGCAGACAUUACCGUUGGCGAGUUCGCACCAACUCGGCUAAACCGAGAGAGUGAGUGCGCUCGUUGUCCUCGGCUGUGUCGGAACACGAGGGUGCCCUCUGCGGAGUGCUUUGUUGGAAUCGGCGUGCGAGCUCGUUGUGCGCGUGCGAGUGUAUGCGCCGGCCCGCUGCUGCAUCUUGAUGACUUAAUGGACUUCGUCUCGGUGGCUCGUUUGACACCUGUCGCGCUGUCAUCGUAGCUGCUGUACGUACGAGAAGCCUUGGCAGCUCGUGCUGAUCAUGACGCUCUGAACAUGACGGAUCCAUGGUCCGCCUUCACCAUUUGGUUUCUGACUGGCCCGUCCCGUCUUGAGCUGGAAUACAAUCCACCAGCGAAUUCAUCUGUAGUUCAUACUGUCAUCUUUCCCGUAGGAUUACUGGCGCAAUGAGGACGUCGUGGUCGCCAUCGCUACUCCUAGCCUGGUUAACGAUCGGCCAGCAGCAAUUCUCGAUGUGCAGAGCCAGGGUAUCCUCGUCAUCCUCCUCGUCUCAUCAGUCGUGGUCCGACUGGAACAGCUGGUCGCCCUGCAGCAGAACUUGCGGCGGUGGCAUAACGACCAGGGCGCGGCCUUGCCUCGCAAGGAGCUCACUCACAGCCACGAAUUCUCCGUACUCAAACUGUUCCAGGACGUUAUGGGAACACAAGCUCUGCAACACGGAGAGAUGUCCUCCGGGCAGCGAAGACUUCACAGACGUUCAGUGCUCGGCCUUCAACAACCGAUUCAUGGGGAACGGACGGCGAGUUGCCAAGUGGUUUGCUGUGGAACGACACACGCAGAAGCGAAAUCCCUGUGAACUAAGGUGUAGAUCGCAAGACUCCACAAUGAUCUUCAGUUUCGGGAAGAUGGCGGAUGGUACGUCAUGCGGCCAGUCCAAGAUAUGCGUCAAUGGCCGGUGUAAGGACGUUGGAUGUGACGGCAUCAUUGAAUCGGGUGUUCGAAUGGACGAGUGUGGUGUUUGCGGAGGCAGGAAUCUUUCAUGCAUUCAAGUGCAGCAGAUGUCUUCUACACAAGGAGAACUGUACAAGUACAUGGCCGUGACUAUCAUUCCACGUGGUGCCACUAACAUCCGCGUUGAAGACGACAGCCACAAUGUACUGACCCUGUGGGACCAUUGGCCUAGCCGUUCGAUCGUCCCAAACAAAGGCAUCAGCAAUAAGACAAUUCGCUGGGAAACGCGAAAGCUGGGUGGAGGUACUUCGACCAUUCUUGCCGGAGGUACGAGCUUCACUCACGAGAUGGCCGAGAACGGGAGCGAAGCUCUCACAGCUGUCGGACCCACAAUGAAACCGGUCACGCUUGCGGUUUACAUGGUCAAGAAGGCUAAUUCCAGCGUUCGCUACCAAUACUGGGUUCCGAAGGAAGACAACAGAUGGCGGAGCAGUGUUGUCGACCCUCCGAGUUACCUGAUUCAGAAGGCCGCCGCCAAUGCGCCGCCACCCACUGCAGAACACCACUUCCGGAGGGCUCGGCUCCAUGCGGGACCACUCGAAGACAACGCCAUUCCGUUCCUCACAGAUCAAGUAACAAGCACAAGCACUAGCAGCACCGGUGGUGCGUCAGUGAUCCCGACAAACAGGCACAAAGGAGGCAAAACAAGGCACAAUCCAGGCAAGGAAAAGAAAAAGAACGGGAAGUGUCCGGUGUGCCAUCGACCAAGAAACCAAUUGCACCACUUUUGCAAGAGUGAUGUUGUGAUUCAAGCCACCGUGUUGUCGGCGGAUUUCGUGGAAGGCUAUGUGCGCUACGACGUAGCCGUGGCCGAGUCCUACCGCAACCUGGUAAACCUGCAGCAGCGCGAGUACCUGUGGGCGCGUGACCGCCGCUGCGCGUGCCCCAGGCUGCGCGUGGGACGAGAGUACGUGGUCAUGGCGCGCGAGCAGCGGAACUUAGCCAACAAGGAGUCCAAGCUGGUCGUCGACUCCAAGUCGUUCGUGCGCCGUUUCACCGAACGCCGGCAUCGUCAGCUCUCGAGACUGCGCAAGCUCCAGGGUCGGAAGUGCAACUUGACCACGUGAACUUUGACUCAUUUCUCCUGGACGCAACGCUAUGCACUGGACAUGAAUGUGCCGCGAAGCAGAACGCGACGAUGGUUAGUGAGAAACAGCCGCGAGCAAAGAGUGACUCCGGGUGAACAACAUGUGGGAUAAUUUGUCCAGGCUAGCUGCUUGUACAGACUGGAAGCACAGAGACUGUGUGCCUGCGGGCCAUUGACACGGUAAAUGGAAUGCUGUGAACCAUUGAUGAGAUAUACUGAAUUCCCGAAGCCGCCGUACAGAGUAGUAGUGUUGGCACCCAUUAAGGGUAUCGGCUGACUAACUUGAACGUUACUGACCAGCAUUCUGUGCGUGACAAGGCACCUAAAGAGGAACCAUUCCUGUUCGCUAACUCAGCAUCGACAUUCAAACAUCGACACGAGACGAGCGAUAUCGCAGUGUGCAUUCUUUCACCGGUUUACUCUCGCUCUGCCAUGUUUUCAGGUGUUCACCUACAACUAAAAGGGUUUUGUCAUAUUUCUUCUGGCAGACAAUCGUUAACGAAAGCGCCAGCGAUAAAAAUGAACUUCUUUGCAUAUUCGUGGCGAGUUUCGUUUUGAGCAGUAAGGCCUAUUCAUUGUUUAAAUUAUAUCGUUUAUUGUAAACAUUUUUGUAGACAGUGUUGUACCCUCGAGCCACCUGUUAUCGAGUCAUCUGCCUUCCUCGGGGAUGGUGUUCAGUACUGAUAGAAAUCCUAUAGCAGGGUUUCUUUGUCUUCAUAUCAAUGUUACUACACCAAAGACAUAUUUUUGUCGCGCUGAUGUUCACUAAAGUACACAAUGUUAACUCGUUUCGCACGCAAAGCAAGCAUUUACAUGACGAACGUGCUGUUGCUAUGAUUCCAUUUUUUGUGGUGAAUUACUGUGUUGUACCUCGCAUUGUUCUUGAUGUUCUCAAGAUUUAUCUGCGCAACUGUUUUGUCAUGAACCUUUGCAGUCUUUUUUUUUUAGUACCUGCAAAUCGAAUGUGAACACCAGUAGUAUACCUUAGCCACUUGUUCCUUUAUUUAUUGAUCUCCUUGCUUAACCUUACACAAGUCACCCACUUUGUGGAAUGUUUUGAUACCUUUCUAUUCUUCUAUGUCUCUAUUAUUGAAAAUUGUAUGCGUCACGGUGUUUGUUCUUCGCCGCUCCUUGUACAAAAACGUACACACGUUUGUGCGAAAACUACGCCUUCGUUUUCCAAGAAAAAAAGAAAGAAAAACCA
Messenger RNA from Dermacentor andersoni, 4307 nucleotides. RefSeq names its product ADAMTS-like protein 5. The record is from RefSeq and is a predicted model, not a curated record. Lineage: Eukaryota; Metazoa; Arthropoda; Arachnida; Ixodida; Ixodidae. Gene Ontology annotation, biological process: proteolysis; extracellular matrix organization. Gene Ontology annotation, cellular component: extracellular matrix. Gene Ontology annotation, molecular function: protein binding; metalloendopeptidase activity.